Messenger RNA from Syzygium oleosum, 1261 nucleotides. Its product is annotated as oxygen-evolving enhancer protein 1, chloroplastic. Lineage: Eukaryota; Viridiplantae; Streptophyta; Magnoliopsida; Myrtales; Myrtaceae. Gene Ontology annotation, cellular component: photosystem II oxygen evolving complex. The record is from RefSeq and is a predicted model, not a curated record. Gene Ontology annotation, biological process: photosystem II assembly; photosystem II stabilization. The transcript is spliced from 2 exons. Bases 110 to 1102 code for a protein of 330 amino acids. Gene Ontology annotation, molecular function: oxygen evolving activity.
GCUCGUUUAUCUGCAAUCCUUUUGCCCUUCUUCCUCCCACAAACUCCUCAGAUAGUGUGAGGGUGAGAGUGAGAGUAGGGAAGAAGAUAAAAAAAAAGGACAGAAGAGAAUGGCGGCUUCACUGCAGGCAGCAGCCACUCUCAUGCAGCCCACCAAGGUGGGGAGGAGCAGCUUGCAACUGAGGUCAUCACAGAACGUAUCCAAGGCCUUUGGGCUGGAAUGCGGUGCUGGCUCCAGGGUCACCUGCUCCCUCCAGGCUGAUCUCAAGGACUUGGCCCAGAAGUGCGUCGACGCCACCAAGAUCGCCGGCUUCGCCCUCGCCACCUCGGCCCUCGUCAUCUCGGGUGCCAGUGCAGAGGGAAUCCCCAAGAGACUGACCUACGAUGAGAUCCAGAGCAAGACCUACAUGGAAGUCAAGGGGACCGGUACGGCCAACCAGUGCCCCAUCAUCGACGGUGGGCGCGACUCGUUCGCCUUCAAGCCUGGCAAGUACAAUGCCAAGAAGCUCUGCCUCGAGCCGACCUCCUUCACCGUGAAAGCCGAGAGCGUGAACAAGAACGCUCCCCCAGAGUUCCAGGACACCAAGCUCAUGACCCGCCUCACCUAUACCCUCGAUGAGAUUGAGGGCCCCUUUGAGGUCUCCUCCGAUGGCACCAUCAAGUUUGAGGAGAAAGACGGGAUUGACUAUGCCGCCGUCACUGUGCAGCUCCCCGGGGGCGAGCGUGUGCCCUUCCUCUUCACCAUCAAGCAGCUCGUGGCCUCCGGGAAGCCUGAAAGCUUCAGCGGGCAGUUCCUCGUGCCCUCGUACCGUGGCUCGUCGUUCCUUGACCCCAAGGGCCGUGGUGGUUCCACCGGGUACGAGAAUGCUGUGGCUCUGCCCGCCGGUGGGAGAGGAGAUGAGGAGGACUUGACUAAGGAGAACAUCAAGAACACCUCGUCUUCGACCGGGAAGAUCACGCUGAGCGUGACCAAGAGCAAGCCCGAGACAGGAGAGGUGAUCGGCGUGUUCGAGAGUGUUCAGCCAUCGGAUACCGAUUUGGGAGCUAAGGUGCCUAAGGAAGUGAAGAUCCGGGGCAUCUGGUAUGCUCAGCUCGAGUCAUAGAAGGGCUUUAAUCGUUAUCCUUUGAAUGAGUUCGUUGAAUGAAUGUAUCUACUUCUGGGUUCAGAUUUUGCUAAGAAGUCGUGAGCUGCUAAGACUAUUAUCUUGUUUGUAUAUUAACCUUUUUCCUUCAAGAAUAUCAUUCUAAGUUUCAAGGUCAAA